Vanessa atalanta (red admiral) is the source of this 1636-nucleotide messenger RNA. RefSeq names its product dynein regulatory complex subunit 5. The record is from RefSeq and is a predicted model, not a curated record. Gene Ontology annotation, cellular component: centrosome. Lineage: Eukaryota; Metazoa; Arthropoda; Insecta; Lepidoptera; Nymphalidae. Gene Ontology annotation, molecular function: protein binding. The transcript is spliced from 7 exons. Bases 5 to 1483 code for a protein of 492 amino acids.
AAACAUGAAAAUUCCAUAUGUAGUAUCAUCGAAUACGCGGAAAGCGUACAGCACAUCGGAAUUGAUGAAAGCUUCCCCUGGAGAGGCUUCUCGCAAAAUCAAUGCUGAAGAUUUUGAGUGGGAUGAUGAAUUGACUCCAGCGCCUCUUACAUAUUUCGCUGCAUUAGCGCUAUCUAGAAUAUUUCACAGACUUAAUCCGCUUCGGAAAAUAUUGCAAAAAGAUAUAGAUAUGCUCAUGGACCUAUACCCCGCUGAUAUACCUCUAAAGUUCAGCGUACCUUGUAUUAAGGACGAACAAUAUUGGAAGAGAUCCUUUUACUCAAAGUUUCCGUCACGGAAAGAAAUGGGCGUUUCAUAUUGGAAAGGGAAAUUUUUAUCAGCAUGUCUGCAGGAUUACUUGGAAAAUGUUAAACCCGAUAUAUUUAUUGAAGAAGAUGCAAUCGAGCUGGCAAAACUGGUCAGCCCAUAUAUUUUUGAAUUGGGUCUUAAUCAAUUGCAAAUGGUACGCCAGCCUACACCUCCUGUUCUAAGUGAAGAUGCUGUAGAAGAUGCUUGUAUAUAUAGUGUACCAAAAGUAUAUGAUCACAUACCGUUAGAACCAGUAUUAGUGAGGUUAUUUAAUUUAAACGAAAUUUCCCUCAUAUUUGGUAUUAAUAACCUGCAAGACGGCUACUUGAUGAGAUAUUUCGAAUUUUCAUUAGCGGACUGUGAAUCCUUGUGUAGAGGCCUCGAAUAUUUACAGCAUUUGAGAAUAUUUAGAAUUAAUAGAAGCAAUUUAGACUGUUCGAAAGUAAAAUUAAUUUUACAAAACCUCGUGAAAAGAGAGUCUAUCGAGGAAUUGGAUUUUAAUCAUUGUAAAAUUGGUGAUUAUGGGAUGAAGGCAUUGGGAGGUUUUAUUUUCAUUCAUAAAAAUGUGAAAAGAAUACGAAUAGCAAACAAUAGAUUCAAGGAGGUCGGUGUUCAAGGCAUCGCUUAUGCUUUACAAAUGAAACCAGCUGCGCCGAUAGAGCUCUUGGAUUUCAGUUUGAAUCCAAUGUCGUUGGAAUGUGCGACAAUAUUUGCCGCAGCUUUUGUAAGAUGCAAGGAAAAACCUCAAACAUUGAUUGUUAACUCUUGUGGUUUUCACGGAGCGUCAGCAGAAAAGAUGGCAGGUUUGCUAAGUCUUAACCGUGGUCUGACGAGAUUAGACAUGGCUGCCAAUAACUUAUCCGGCGAAGCGGAGAAGACUCUUAUUCAAGCUUUAGAACAAAAUAAAAGAGUAUUGAGAGUCGACUUGCGUAGUACACAUAUAUCAGAAGAAACACAAGCCAAGGUGAAUGAGCUGUUGGAACGUAACAAAAAGCUUGUAGGACAAGAAACAGAACCAAGCGAGGAGAUUCCACCGCUGUAUCUCAACGAACCGGAAUAUUUAAUAUGGGAAUACAAUCCUAAUAACCCGGACUACAUUCCCGGUAGAUACCCUGAAAGGAUCCCGGAAGUAUAAGACGAGUUAUACUAUGGAAGACGUUUUUUAUAUCAUGGUUUAUAUGUAUUUAUUUUUGGGCCCUUGUAAUAAAUGUAGUUUUCCCCGUGACCCAAUGUUGAAACUGUCUAUACGCUGUCGUGGAGCUGCGGUUUCGAGAUGGCCUCCACAUAC